This is a messenger RNA of Harmonia axyridis, 1637 nucleotides long. RefSeq lists its product as uncharacterized. The transcript has 5 exons. The coding region runs from base 463 to 1125 and encodes 220 amino acids. The record is from RefSeq and is a predicted model, not a curated record. Lineage: Eukaryota; Metazoa; Arthropoda; Insecta; Coleoptera; Coccinellidae.
GCUAUUGUGAAGUUAUAAAAAAGGAUUCCUGAUAAAGUAUUCAACAAUCAAAUCAGGAUUCUCCACGCCUAUGGAUCGCACACACAAUCGACUAGGUCGAUUGUGAUUGGCGACACUAAACUUCCAUCUCUCUUGUAUUCGGGAUCGAGGACAAAUGUUUACUUUCCGUUCCUUCUAUCUAUAUUCUAAGUUUUAACCCAAUCUCACAUAUUUCUGUUAGAUGAAUGGUAUGGUGAUGAAUGUUCUACCAGUUACAAAAAAUUAAUGUGAAAAAUAAUACAAAAACUUAUUUAUCAACCUGGAUUCUUGUGGUUAUCUAUGGAAAUGUCUUCAGAAAAAUAACAGAGUCAUAUACAAAUAUGUUUUUAUUUGUGACCUGAUUACUGAAGAAUAUAUUUUGGCAGUUGAUAUACUGACAUAUUUCUGACAUCGAUUUGUAUUAUAUUUCAAACAAAGUUGAAAAUGAAAAUAGAUUCCUUUUUUAGUCGCAGAGAUUCAACAUUGAGUGCUUAUUCGCCAAACGAGCGACCAAGCCUUUUCAGGAAAAUGAGAAAAUUCUUCAAUUAUAAACCAGAAAAAUGGUGGGGUUACAUUGUAUGUUUGAUAACGUUCAUCGUCACAUUAGCAAUCGGAAUGUUAGCUUUGAUCUCAAAAUCCAGCCUUUAUUUCGUCAUAUUUGGAGAUACACAGAAUUUUCCUGCUCAUGUUUUGGUUUUAAUCUUAAUUUUUGAUUUCUGGAUAUUUUCUUUCAACGCCGCUUUAUUUUAUGGAAUCAAAUAUAAGAAUGCAGUGCUCAUCUUUUUGUGGAUUAUCACGAUGUUGAUUAACUGGAAUAUUUACGUUUUUGCUAGGCUGGUACAUUUGGUCGAUUACGCUAUGAAGGUUAGUACUAAAGUGAAGGACCUUUACAUAGAUAUCGGACAUUUCUAUCUUAUUAUAGGUAUUUGGUUGUUGAUGAUAAGUAUAAUUUGGGAUUAUUGGCAGUCAAUAUCUAAUAUUACGGAUAUUCCCGAACUCAUCGAAUUUUUGGUGACGUGGCACACAAGAUCACAUAUGCCAAUACCAGGAGAGAGCCCCUCCUUAGGAGGGAGUGAGUACACAUCACCAGGCACUUCGAGAUAUUGAGAUUGAAGGAAAAUUGGAGAAAUGUAUCGCAUCCGCCAAUUCAGAUUCUGAUUAUUCUUCUUUUAUGUAGAUGACGCUAGCAAGUCUAUCCGUUAGUUAUAAACAGGAAACUGAAACAUUGGUUCGAUAGUGGUUUCGAUAAGUUGUUAGUGUUGUCUCAAUAUUGUAGAUGACGCAUCUAUGCAGUUUCGAAUUCUAGAAGUUAAUGAAUGUGUAUUACCUAAUUUAUGCAUUUCAGAACAAAUUUGAACCUCUAAUCUUAUGCCUUUUGAGCACAAAAUUUUUUGGGGAGUUGGGAAAGAAAAUGAGAUUAUAUCAAAUAAAUAGUUUAAGUUCUGUGUUUUUUUAUAGCAAACAGUUUUUCUGAUAGACUUCUUAAUUUUGAGCUAUUUAUUUUGACUUCAAAAGUAAAAAUAAUAAAGGGUUUUCCAGUAGAAGGAUUUAUUUUGAGCCCGUUAUCUAGGUAGCUGUCUCUUUUGAAGGUAUCAUCUUUUUUAUUUGAAAUGUAAAAA